Lotus japonicus is the source of this 1421-nucleotide messenger RNA. Its product is annotated as alpha-galactosidase mel1-like. Bases 1 to 1398 code for a protein of 465 amino acids. Gene Ontology annotation, molecular function: hydrolase activity, hydrolyzing O-glycosyl compounds. The record is from RefSeq and is a predicted model, not a curated record. NCBI's taxonomy places the organism in Eukaryota, Viridiplantae, Streptophyta, Magnoliopsida, Fabales, Fabaceae. Gene Ontology annotation, biological process: carbohydrate metabolic process. The transcript has 11 exons.
AUGUCAAGUGUGAUAUCUCGAAAUGCUGAAUUCCCUCCAAGAGGUUGGAAUUCGUAUGAUUCCUUUAGCUGGAUAGCUACUGAAGUGGAUUUCUUAGAGAAUGCUCGGAUACUGCAGACUAAGAGGUUCACUGAUCAAGGAUAUGAGUAUGCUAUUGUGGAUUACCUCUGGUAUAGGACUCUGGAAGGAAAUAACAAUUCCCUUGGUUUUGACAAUAUUGAUGAAUGGGGAAGAAUGCUCCCUGACCCUGGAAGAUGGCCUUCUUCAAUGAUUGGAGGGAAAGGGUUCACUAUAGUUGCAAACAAAAUUCAAGGCAUGGGUUUGAAGUUUGGGGUUCAUCUUAUGGCAGGAAUCAGCACACAAGCAUACAAUAAAAACACACCUAUACUAGAUACAACAACGGGAAGAACUUACACGGAAUUUGGUCGAGAAUGGUAUGCAAAAGACAUAGGAAUCCCAGAGAGGGCUUGUAGUUGGAUGAAUAAUGGUUUCAUGGCUGUAAAUGCUGCUACAGGAGCUGGAAAAGCAUUUUUGAGAUCAAUUUAUGAGUUGUUAGGUUCAUGGGGAGUUGAAUAUGUGAAACUUGACUGCGUGUUCGGCGAGGACUUAAAUUUGGAUGAAAUAACUACUGUGUCACAGAUUCUCAAAGACACUAAUUCCCCCAUUGUGCUAUCUCUGUCACCUGGAGUCAAUGCAACACCACAAAUGGCUAGGAUGGUUAGUGGACUGGUGAAUGCAUACCGUGUAACAGGAGAUGAUUGGGAUGAAUGGCCAGCAGUUGUUAAUCAUUUUGAUGUAGCAAGUAACUUUGCUAGAGGUUGGUUGAUAGGAGCACCAGGUUUAAAGGGAAAGUCAUGGCCUGAUUUGGAUAUGCUUCCAUUUGGAUGGCUAACUGACCCAGCUGCCAAUGAAGGUCCACAUAGGUUUUCUAAACUUACCCAGGAUGAGAAAAAAACUCAGAUGACUUUAUGGUGCAUGGCAAAGUCUCCUAUCAUGUAUGGAGGUGAUUUACGAAAGAUUGAUGCGUGGGAAUUAGAUCUUAUUACUAAUCCUAUCUUGUUAGGGAUAAACUCUUUCAGCUCAAAUAAUAGGGAGGCAUGUGAACUUUCUCUCUUGUUUUCUCUUUUGAUAAAAUUACAUAAUAUUGAAGGUAUUCGAUCUUGGGUUGCAACUAGAAGAAACAAAGGAGAGGCCUAUGUUGCAUUUUUCAAUCUUAAUGAUGAGAACAAAAAGGUAUCAGCGAACAUAGCAGAAUUGGAUGUGGUGAUUCCAGAUAGAAAUUUUACAAGUUGCACGGGAAGAGAGAUAUGGAGUGGAAACAACACAAAAACAAAUGAUAUCUUCUCAGCUGAAGUGGCAGGACAUGGAUCUGCAUUAUUUGUCCUCAAUUGCCAAUGACUUUGACCUUAAAUCUUAUUUUU